Cuscuta epithymum is the source of this 2318-nucleotide messenger RNA. Lineage: Eukaryota; Viridiplantae; Streptophyta; Magnoliopsida; Solanales; Convolvulaceae. The record is from the annotation of a GenBank genome assembly.
CAAAGAAGAGUUAAUUAUUGAUCAAAGGUAUUGAUCAAAGGAACACGAUCCGUAUACAAUCCAGUGAAUCCAUAUAGAAACACCGCUGUAAUUCUCGUUCCCGGAAUCAUCAUUGAGCUCCUCUAUACUGGUUGGCCAUCAGACAAGGCAGUAUAAGUUAGUUUAACCAUCAGCGAUUACCCCACUUAAAGAAUAUAGAAAUAAUUUAUCAUUUCAAUCAUUGUCCACGGUCCACCAUCUAUCCAUGAAAGGGCGAGAAAAGAGAGAAUAUAGUAAAUCAGCUCAUAGAUAGGGAUUUCAGUUGGUGAUGGUGUUGGGGGGAUUGGCAGUGACAGAGAAUGAAAGCGGUAGAGAGAUUAUUUUCGAGCAACGAUACCAUCGGUCGCCCGUUGUGACGGUGGCGACACUAUUAUUUUCCUCAUUGAUGUUCGAUUUCUUCUCCGAUGGUCGACAGGUCAUCUUUGCGGAGGCCAGUGGAAGCGGGGGAAGUCCCGGUGGAGGAGGUGGUCUUGGCGGUGCUGGAUUACAUUGGGUGUCGGUCGGUGCAACCUCACCUUCCAAUGUUGGAAUAGCUGUCGCUGUUACGGCCAUGGCCGGUAUUGCCUUGGCCGCUACUCUCGUCUACUCUCGUAGGGGAAACCUUAAAUCGCCCUGGUCCCAGAGACGAAGAAAACAUGCCCUUUCAGCAAAAGAAUGGAAGAAUUUAUUUGAUGCAGAUGGAAGAUUGAGUGAUGGUGGAGUGAAGUUCUUGAAGAAAGUCAGAAGUGGAGGCGUUGAUCCAACUAUACGGGCAGAGGUUUGGCCUUUCCUUCUUGGAGUUUAUGAUCUGAAGAGUUCAAUGGAAGAGAGAGAGGCAAUUAGAACUCGGAAAAGAAAACAGUAUGGAAACCUACGAAGAAAGUGUUUGCAGAUGUCAACAAAUGGGGAUGAUAAUACUUUGAAGUUGAAGGAGAGUUCUAGAAAUAACAAUCAAAGUGAUAAUUCUAGUCAGGUUCUAAACCCUCUUCCCCAUGAAUGUGAGAAUCCGAAAAGCAAAGAUCCCACUACAACUGCAUCCAGUCCAGUUCUUGGUGAGUCUGAUGAGUCAUCUAUUACAACUGCAAAUAUUUCUGCUGAUGAACAUCCGUCAACCAAUUCUGAUUCCUCUGAUGAGCCUGAUGAAGAGCAGCAACCUUUCCUUUGCCGUAAAGAUUUAGAAGAAACCAACACAGAGUCAACCGCUCUCACCAAGCCAGAAGGCAGCUUCAACAAAACAGAAGAUUUUGCGACAUGGCAACGUAUAAUACGCGUUGAUGCUGUCCGGGCAAAUGAUGAAUGGGUUAGCCAUUCACCAACCCAGGCUGCAGUUUCUGAGAUCAAGGCAAAUCAAUUGGCUGAGAGUGUAGCAUUGAAGGACUAUGAUCAUCUGGGGCCCUGCAGGACUUAUCAUGCGGCCCGUCUAGUCUCCAUCCUCGAAGCCUACGCCCUCUAUGACCCUGAGAUUGGGUACUGCCAGGGGAUGAGUGAUUUGUUGUCUCCCAUCAUCUCGGUGAUCGAGAAGGACGACGAGGCAUUCUGGUGCUUCGUGGGCUUCAUGCGGAAAGCACGUCACAACUUUCGCCUCGAUGAGGUAGGGAUCCGAAGACAGCUGAGCAUCGUCUCGAAGAUCAUAAAGUGCAAGGACUCACAUCUGUACAGACACCUGGAGCAGCUUCAGGCAGAGGAUUGCUUCUUCGUGUACAGGAUGGUGGUGGUACUUUUCAGGAGGGAGUUGAGUUUCGAGCAGAGUCUAUGCCUGUGGGAGGUGAUGUGGGCAGAUCAGGCGGCAAUUAGGGCCGGGAUAGGAAAAUCGGCUUGGGGACGUAUGAGGCUUAGGGCGCCUCCGUCGGAAGAUCUUCUUUUAUAUGCAAUAGCGGCGUCGGUGCUGCAAAAGAGGAAAUUGAUCAUAGAGAAGUAUAGCAGCAUGGAUGAAAUCAUGAGGGAGUGCAAUAGCAUGGCCGGGAAUUUGGACGUUUGGCGUCUUUUGGAUGAUGCCCAUGACUUAGUUGUGACCCUGCACAACAAGAUAUAGGGAGGCAUCCCCUUUUCCAUGCUUGUGGAACAAAGCAGUUUUUUAUAUGUAUACAUGAGUUUUGAGUUGUAUUGCCCAGCGACAUUCAAGAGUUCUAAUUUAAAGUAAGCUUUACGGUUGGUUGUCUGGUAUCUUGUUAAAUGUACUGUACUGUACCCUCAUUUACUUUAAGUCUUUAACUGUUUUAAUUUGAACUGUUUCCCUGCUUUAUCAUUACAAAACACAAAAACAAAACUUGCUUCUAUGUUUUAAAUUUAAGAGCUGUUUU